AUGACGAAUAAAAGAAAAUUUAUUGAUAACCGUGAAGAGAUUCCAGCUGACACGAGUAUCUAUAGAUCCACAAGGAAAGUAACAAAUGAUUUCGAUCUUAGGGCAUUAGAAGAUGAAAACAAUGAUGCUGAAGCACUUGCUCAAAAAUACAUCGAAAGAUAUGGACGUCGCCAUCAUGAUGCUGCUGAAGAUAGUGUACAGCUUCCAAGUCAAGUAAAUAAUUUAGCUAGUAUCGAACAACCAAAUAUGUUUGUAGUCAAGUGCAGGAUUGGUAGAGAAAGGGAUGUUGUUGUAAAUUUCUUAAAAGCUCACCGGGAACGUGCUUAUUCACAGCAUCCAAUAAAAGUGUUGUCUGUUACUUGCAGAGAUGCACUUAAAGGAUACGUGUAUGUUGAGGCAUGGAGAAUAACUGAUGUGCAAAAGGCAAGUUUUCUUGAAUUAAAAAAUAUUCCUCAUCUUUAUACAUCGCAAGUAAGACUUGUGCCAUUAGCUGAAAGAAACUCUGUCUUAAUCGUUAAGAAACCACAAAUGGAUUUGAAAGAAGGAUCAUGGGUAAAAAUAAGAAAAGGAAAAUUUGCUGGCGACUUGGCACAGGUUACUGGUAUUUACGAAGAUAAUGAUGUAAAGGUAAAAGUUAUUCCACGUAUAGAUGUUAAAGAUGAUAAAAGUGAUAAAAGUGCAACUGGAAAUCUUUUUAAAAGGAAAAGAGCAAUUGGCGAAAACACAGUUAAAAUAUUUAAUCGUGGCCACUUAGAACUUGAUUUUAAAUUAACAAAUUUGAUUUGGGAGGGUGUUAGUCCAAGUAUGGAUGAAAUAACAGAGUUUUUGUCUGCGAAUGAAUCAAAUGAUACUGAUGAACCAUUUGGUGGUCCGGUUAAGACAAAUUUUCAAAUAGGAGAUGAAGUUAUUGUCGUAAGUGGAGCAGAUGCUGGUGUUUAUGGUGUAGUUGAGCUUAUUAACAAAGAACAAAUCAAUGUGAGACGUACAGAUAAUGUAAAUAUGAUGGGUAAAACUGUAUCCUACAACAUUUCAAUAUUGACUAAAAGAUUUGUUGUGGGCGAUUAUGUCCAAGUCUUAAAUGGUAAAAAUCAACAUGAAAUGGGAAUGGUGAUUAAUGUUGACAAAAGUAUUGUCACAAUUUUGUCUGAUAUGACAAGAUCUGAGAUUACUGCAUUCUCAAAGGAUCUAAAAAAAGUAUCAGAAAUUACAAAUGCAAAAAGACUUGCUUACCAAUAUGAACUUCAUGACUUGGUUUUAAUAAACAUUGAAAAUGUUAAAGCAGGAGUAAUAAUUGGUAUUGAGUCAAACUUAUUCCGAAUUAUAGGAACAGAUAAUAUUGUUAGAAGCCUUAGUCAUACACAAAUAAUCAAAAAAGAAGAAUCAAAGCCUAUAUCUGUUUUUGAGAAGGAUUUAAAAGUUGGAGAUUAUGUUCGUGAAAUUGAUGGAGAAAGACGCGAGGGAAAAAUUCUUCAAUUGUUUCGUCAAUUUGCUUUUUUAAUUAAUCGUUCAAUAAUUAAAAAUGGCGGGGUUUUCGUUGUAGGCUGGAGGAGACUAGAAAAUAAAAGUGCUAGAUCAAAAUACCUAGCACUUGACAAGUUGAAUCCUGAUGUAUUUAUAGGAAUACAGCAUACUCAACCUGCUCAACAACCACAACCACAUCAUCCAUAUUAUGGCGGUAGCCGUGGUAGAGGUGGAUACGGUAAAACUAACUAUUAUAAUCGAUCAUAUAAAGAUCCUUUGGUCAGUGAAACUGUCACAAUCAUCCAAGGUCCUUAUAAAGGAUAUUUAGGCAUUGUAAAAGAGGCAACUGAAACAUUUGCUAGAGUUGAAUUACAUACUAAUUGCCAAAUAGUUAAUGUUAAAAAGGAAUUGUUGCAUAUAAUUGAUAAAAGUGGUAAAACUAGACCAGUUGUACAAGAAAAUACUCUAACACAUUCAAAUAGAGAUUAUAGUCCAGCUUCUUCUAACUACUCGGGCACAAGAACACCAUCUUCAUGGUCUAGCUCACACACACCAACUUGGAGCACUGGUAGCAUAUCAACUAACAACAUCAAUGAUGGUUCUAGAACUCCAUCUCAUCAUAUUAUGGAUGGAUCUAGAACACCCGCAGUUCAUAGUAAUACUGAAGGAUCAAAAACGCCAGCUUGGGAUCUUGGCAGCAAAACACCAGCAUAUGGAGCCGUUGAAGGAUCAAAAACACCAGCAUGGGAUAUUGGUAGUAAAACGCCAGCAAAUAAUGAUGGAUCUCGUACUCCUGCAUGGAAUGCUAAUGCUCCACUAACUACUCCAGCAGCUGAAACUCCUCAUUUUUAUGCAGCCACUCCAGCAGCCGAGACACCAAUAUUUAAUCCACCAACACCAGCAGUAGUUGAAACGCCAGGAACAUAUUUUGCUUCAACACCAGGAAAUACUACAACAAACUUAAUGCCAGCCACUCCAGCACCUAUUGUUUAUACUCCAGCUCCUGUAACACCUGGACCUGGACCACUUACACCAGCUUUAUUACCACAAACUCCUUAUGCUUCAAAUAGUUUACUACAAUUUGAUAUCAAUAGUAAUAAUCAAAGUAAUGAAAAUGACCAAACUAACAAUAGUGAUGGCAAUCAACAAACCAACAAUGAAACAAAUGAUAAUACUGAACAGAAUAAUAAUGAUAAUGCUAAUGCUGACAUUCCUCAUUGGCUCAUUGAUGAUGUUGCUGUAACUGUUAGUAGUGAUAGAGAUACUGGAGAAGUUUACCAAAAUGGUAUUUAUAAUGAUUUGACUGGUAGAGUUAUGAAAGUUGAAACUAAUGGUGAUAUCACAAUUGAAUUAGUGGAUAGAGAUGUUUCAUUGAUUGUUAAUAAAAGGUUCUUAGAACCUGUCACACCACACAAGAAAGAUAUGAUUAAAUUAGUAUGCGAUAAUGAACUCAAAUAUAAAUUAGGUGUUCUUGUUGGUGUCGAUGGAGACGAAGGUGUUGUUAAGGUCAAAGGUGGUAAAGACUUCAAGAUAGUUAGCAUGCAAAUGAUGGUAAAAUAUGUUGGUCCUGAAUUAAUUGAAUGUUGA
This is a messenger RNA of Entrophospora sp. SA101, 3048 nucleotides long. The record is from the annotation of a GenBank genome assembly. Lineage: Eukaryota; Fungi; Glomeromycota; Glomeromycetes; Entrophosporales; Entrophosporaceae.